AUGUCACCCAGAGAGAGAGGGGACACCGAGGGGACGCGACAGGAGAGCGGCCGGACCCCGCGGGACCGGGGAGGUGACACCGGUGGCACUGGCAGCGGCUGUGGCGACACUGGUGGCGGUACUGGCGACACUGGCGGUGCUGGCGACACUGGUGGCGCCGGCGGUGACACCCGUGUGACACCGGUGGCUCUGGUGGCUCUGGUGGCGACACUCGUCCGUGUGACCCUGGCGGCUCUGGUGGCUCUGGUGGUGGCUCUGGUGGCCCUGGCGGUGGCUCUGGCGGUGACUGUGGUGGCUCUGGUGGCUCUGGCGGCUCCGGUGGCGCCGCUGGUGGCUCUGGUGGUGGCUCUGGUGGCACUGGCGGUGGCUCUGGAGCGCUCCGCCCAGGCCACCGUGCUGGCGUGGCGCCAAUACCGCCAGGUGUGCGAGCUGCACCUGCGGCUGGCCCCGCCCCCGCCAGGGCCCGUGUGUAACCGCAGCUUUGACCUGUACGCCUGCUGGGGUGACGCUGUCCCCAACAGCACGGCCACUGUCCCCUGCCCCUGGUACCUGCCCUGGUACCACCGAGUGCAGGGCGGGGUGGUGACACGCCGCUGUGGCCCCGACGCGCGCUGGGUGACAGAUGACAGCGGCAGGACCUGGCAGGACAACUCCGAGUGCGAGGACCUGGCGCAGGUGCAGCCGCUGCAGCGCCAGGCGUGGCUGCUGGAGCAGUUCCGCCUGCUCUACACCGUGGGUUAUUCGCUGUCCCUUGUCGCGCUGCUGGUGGCGCUGCUGCUGCUGCUGCUGCUCAGGCGCCUGCGCUGCACGCGGAACCUGAUCCACGCCAACCUGUUCGUGUCCUUCGCGCUCCGCGCCGGCGCCAUCCUGACCCGGGACGCGCUGCUGCCACACGGCCAGGGACAGGGACAGGGACAGGGCCAGGGCCACCCCCUGCAGCUGCUGGGCAUGCAGGCCGGCCCCGCGUGCCGCGUGGCGCAGAGCGUGGCGCAGUACUGCGUGGGGGCGAAUUACGCGUGGGCUCUGAGCGAGGGGCUCUUCCUGCUGCGGCUGCUGCUGGCGAGCUCGGCACGGCACUGCCUGCCGGCCUUCCUGCUGCUGGGAUGGGGUGUCCCCGUGCUCUUCGUUGUCCCCUGGGUCAUCCUGCGCUACCUGUACGAGAACGAGGGGUGCUGGGAGCGCAACGAGAAGGUGGCGGUGUGGUGGGUGAUCCGCUGUCCCAUCCUGGUGGCCGUGGCGGUGAAUUUCGUGGUUUUCGUGCGGAUCCUCCGGAUCCUGGUGGCCAAGGUGCGCGCGCACCAGGUGAACCGCGGGGACACGCGGCUCAGGCUGGCCCGCUCCACGCUCACCCUGAUCCCCCUGCUCGGGGUGCACGAGGUGAUUUUCGCCCUGGCCGGGGAGGGCGAGGGCGGAGGGGGCCUGAGGCUGGCGCGGCUCUGCCUGCACCUGCUGCUCACCUCCGCGCAGGGUCUGGUGGUCAGCGUCCUGUACUGCUUCACCAACAAGGAGGUGCAGGCCGAGGUCCGCCGGGGGUGGCAGCGCUGCCGUCUGGGGCUGCCCGGACCCCCCCGAGCCCCCCCGAGGGGUCGGUCCCGGCGGGGGCAGCGCCCGGUGGCCGAGAGCGGCUGCUGA
Molecule: messenger RNA, 1632 nt
Organism: Catharus ustulatus (Swainson's thrush)
Lineage: Eukaryota; Metazoa; Chordata; Aves; Passeriformes; Turdidae
Product: gastric inhibitory polypeptide receptor-like
Exons: 14
Coding region: 1-1632 (543 amino acids)
Biological process (GO): cell surface receptor signaling pathway; adenylate cyclase-modulating G protein-coupled receptor signaling pathway
Cellular component (GO): plasma membrane
Molecular function (GO): peptide hormone binding; gastric inhibitory peptide receptor activity; G protein-coupled peptide receptor activity
Source: RefSeq, a predicted model, not a curated record